AUGUGUUCUGCUGGCGCGCCCUGGCGAGCCGAGACGAGACGAGACGAGACGAGCGUCUACGUCUUCCGCGUGGCUGCAGCGCAGCACUGGGGGUCGCGGAUCCGUGCCGAGGCGGCUGGGGGGACGACAGUGGACAGGCUGUGGACAGGCAGGGAACAGGCAGAACAGUUGAAGUGGACAGUGGGCCUGGAGCAGUGGGGUUGCCCCACAUACUCGGCACCGCUGUUGUCGUCGUCGUCGUCGUCGUCGCCGUCGUCGUCGUCGCCGUCGCCGUCGCCUCAAGCCCAUGCCCCCGUCAUGUGA
Molecule: messenger RNA, 303 nt
Organism: Ustilaginoidea virens
Lineage: Eukaryota; Fungi; Ascomycota; Sordariomycetes; Hypocreales; Clavicipitaceae
Exons: 3
Coding region: 1-303 (100 amino acids)
Source: RefSeq, a predicted model, not a curated record